AUGACAGUAGAACAGAAAAGAGCAAAUGUUGAGGAGAUUAUAUUUCACAUGGAGCGAGGGGGACUCACUACCAAGAGGCUUUUUAGCCAAUUUGGCAAGAAAACAUUUAGUGCACAAAUCUACAACAACAAGAUGGUUUCAGGCAGGACAGGACGCAAAGCAAAAGAAUACACAGAUGAGUUCCUGACAUCUGUACCAUUGUACAAAAGAACAACUGAAAGGGGAUAUGCUGCUGCACUGAAAAUACCCAAAACAGCAUUGGGUAGGCUAAGGCAGCAAGGCCGGAUGAGAACACACACAAGCACAAAUCACCCAGCAUUGACAGAGAAGCACAAAGUGUCAAGACUUAAAUGGGUUUUAAGUCUAAUAAAUCCUGUACCAGCAGUAGGGGACCCAACAUUCACUGUUAUGCAAAAGUGGAUACAUUUAGAUGAGAAAUGGUUCUACAUUAAUCCAGAAACAAGAACCUUCUACCUACUGCCAACAGAAGAUGAUCCAUACAGGGCUCAACAAUCAAGGAGGUUCAAGAUCAAAGCAAUGUUUAUGGGAAUGAUAGGGAAGCCAUUGUUUGAUGAUGAAAAAAACAUGAUACAUGAUGGAAAAUAUGGCCUUUUUCCUUUUGUAAAGUAUGAAAGAGCCAAAAAGAAAAGCAAGAACAAAGAUGCAGAGACUCUAGAGACAAAGGCAAUUCAAAGUGUCACAAAAGAGUGCAUAAGGGAGAUGCUGCUAACACAUGUCAUCCCAACAUUCUAUGAAAAAUGGCCACAACAGUUACCAAAGGACAUCAUUAUACAAUGGGAUAAUGCUAGGCCUCAUUAG
Messenger RNA from Chenopodium quinoa (quinoa), 819 nucleotides. RefSeq lists its product as uncharacterized. The transcript has 2 exons. Bases 1 to 819 code for a protein of 272 amino acids. The record is from RefSeq and is a predicted model, not a curated record. Gene Ontology annotation, molecular function: nucleic acid binding. Lineage: Eukaryota; Viridiplantae; Streptophyta; Magnoliopsida; Caryophyllales; Amaranthaceae.